AUGUCAAUAGCAAUUGUUAUACAAGAUGAGCACCGUAAAGUUGAAAUUUCCCGAAUUCGUGAACGUUAUCAGAGAAAAAUGACAAAGAGGAAACAUGAUGCUGAAUUGCUAUUUAGUCACAAGAAAGAAUCUGCAAGAAUGGAACUUGAUGAACGAUUAAAUAAGAAAAUGGAAUGGAAGAAAAGUGUGGAGAAAUUUUUAGCAGAGAAAAAACUGAGUAUUCCUGGAGCUACAUCAAAUUUAUCAAAUUUGCAAAAUCCCUCAAUCAUUGUACCCCUACCUGAAAAGCUCAGAAAUACGCCAGUUUUUGUAGAAUCACCGGUUGAAAUUCAAACAUCUAUUAAGAACCUUGAAUUAAAUAAUAUUUUUCCACCGACUCGGAAAGAAACUCCUGAAGAAAUUGACCAGGCUUGUAAUAUUGAAAAUAUAUUCAGUAUAUAUCGAACAGAUGAUGUUGACUUUGCACUAUCGUAUUCAAUAAAUGAUAAUCCAACAACGGCAUUAAUUGAACGUCUUUUGCAAGUACAAUCUUCAAAUUCUUCUUAUGCACAUAAGGAAUAUAUUCUUCCUCUAAAAGCUGUUACAGAAUUAGUAGUUCGACAAACUUUACUUUGUCAUUGUCGUUUGAUUAAUGCUUCCAUCCUAUCAAUUUUUUUCCAUGAUCUUGAUCUUCGUGCACAUUUAAGUGUCUUGCGAGACUUUAUGCUUAUGGGAAAUGGAACAUUUGUUUCUGGAUUGGUUGAUGCACUAUUCAAUGACAACGUUGAUCAUGGAGUAGGUGUUUAUUCAGCCAAUAAUAAUCUUGGAAUGGGUAUAGGACUUGGUAUUAGAUUGAAUAGUCGUCAAACUUGGCCGCCUGUUGGAAUCGAAUGGAGGAUGGCUUUAAAGGCUGUUAUUGUAGAAACUAUUCUUUUGGAAAAAAAGAAUUUGGAAAAUAGAGACUCCAAUGAGACUAUAGAUGCAUGGGGCAAAGUUAAUGAUUUGGAUAAUAUGCUUAUGUUUGGUAUCCAUAAUUAUGAAGAAUCCGAAGUUUGUAGUGAUCCGAACGCUUUGGAAGCACUGGAUUUUCUUUACCUUGAUUACAAACCUCCUUAUCCGAUUAAUGUCAUUCUAUCGCCGAACUCGUUAACAAAAUAUAAUCGAUUGUUUACGUUUCUUUUGCGUGUUUUGCGUAUGGGAACAGUGAUUAGACAUGUUUAUCGACUUGCUUAUGAACGUUAUUUGUAUGAUGAUGAUGACGAGGCUGCUGAACAUAGUCUACUUGUUCAAAAAUUUCGAUUUGAGGCUCAGCAGUUUAUUAUUGCAUUACAUGGAUAUGUAUUUGACGUUGCAAUAUCUUCUACAUGGACGUUAUUUAUGAAGAGGUUAAAUAAAAUCGCGAAAGAAUCCGAAUUUGAACUUCCACGUGAACAUCUUUGGGGACGUGGAAGUAUGAGUGAUACGGUUAGUUUUUUGGAUGGACAAUCGGAUGUCUUUUCAAUAGGAAAUAUGGAUGAAUUUGAAGAUGAGGAAGAUGACGAUGGGAUGGGAGAGGGCGUAAAAGACCUUGAAUCAUUACGUGCAUAUCAUGAUCAUGUAUUAGAUCGUAUGCUGUUUCAAUGUUUAUUAAAAAAGAAACAAGAAGCGAUUAUGAAGGUUCUAAAUAGAAUUUUUACUGUGAUAUUAACCUUUGCUAAUACAUUGCAACGAAAAAGAUCACGAAUAAUUGAUUUGCAAAAAAGACAAGAAUACUGGAAUUCAAUUAAAGAUUUAUAUGGAAAGUUUAGAUUAUAUUCCGCAAUGCUUGUAAAGAUAUUAAAGGCUUUAGAUGAGAAAGGUGGUGGUAGAAUUGGAAUGGGAAUGAAACGUACUGUUAUUAAUCCUGAAGGUGAAAGUUUAAGAACUAGUUCUACAAGUCAUGAUGGUGGAAGAUCUUAUCAUGAUAAAGUUGAUAAUCAAUCCGGUGGAGGAUUUUUGCAAGAAUUUCUAUUAAGAGUAGAUUUUAAUGGCUUUUAUGCUAAAAUUAUAGAAAAUGAGCUGUCAAAAAAGUAA
Molecule: messenger RNA, 2031 nt
Organism: Funneliformis geosporum
Lineage: Eukaryota; Fungi; Glomeromycota; Glomeromycetes; Glomerales; Glomeraceae
Source: the annotation of a GenBank genome assembly